UGAUUGGAGGAGCGCAGGUUGUGGGCGGGAGGAGCAGGUCUCCGGGUCCGGUUUAGGGUGCUGCUGCGGCGCGAGGUGCGACGUGGAGCGGGCAGAACGAAGUAUUUCUACAAGCGACAUCCAGCGACACCAUGAGAGCAGACCACCCGCUUCCAGCUGACUAAUGCCGAACACGAGGCGUUGAUUGUUGGAGAAGAAGAAGAAGCCGGCGACAUGGACGGGGGCUUGACUAUCACGUUGAUAUCGGUGGCGAUGUUUGUGGGUUGCUUUGCACUUGGAUUCAUUCCACUGUUGUUCAGACUUUCUGAGAAAAGCCUGCAGUUUGUCUCCAUCCUGGGGGCAGGACUCUUGUGUGGGACCGCUCUGGCCAUCACCAUCCCUGAGGGAGUGGGCCUACUGGAAGAGUCGUGGAGAGCCUCCUCUUCCUCCUCUGAUGUGCCGCCCAUUCUGAACGCCAGUGAGAAAAAUAGAAAUGGCUCCGCCACAGAGAAAGGCCCUGCACCUCAGUUCCUCAUUGGGCUGGCGUUGACUUUCGGGUUCACCUUCAUGUUUGUGGUGGAUCAGAUCGGAAAUUACCUCUCCACGCGGGACUGGACGACUCGUUUGCCAAACACUGUCGGCAUCACCGCCACUUUGGGACUGGUUAUUCAUGCCGCAGCUGAUGGAUUUGCUGUGGGUGCAGCUGUGGCCACGGGUCAAGUGACCGUGCAGGUUAUAGUGUUUGUAGCUGUGAUCCUACACAAGGCGCCUGCAGCUUUUGGGUUGGUCUCAUUUCUGAUGCACGCUGGCCUUGAAAAGAAGUACAUUCAGGGACAUCUACUGGCCUUUUCAGCGGCAGCACCGAUACUCGCUGUCACUACGUAUUUCAUAUUACACGCAUCCGGCCCUUCGGCUCAGAGCCAGUUCAGCGCAACAGGUGUGGGGAUGCUCUUCUCGGCCGGGACUUUCCUCUAUGUGGCCACGGUGCAUGUUCUCCCCGAGGUCAGCAGCAGCAGGACGGGCCAAGCCGAGGGCCCCCAUCAGCAACAACUGGGGCUACUGGAGAGCCUCACUCUGAUCCUCGGGGUCGGGCUCCCGAUGGUGCUGGCUCUCGGGCUGCACGCCGACUGAGAAGGAAACGUCUGGUCCAUUAAGUGAAGCGCAGAGGGGGCACAGGGCCACUACACCUGGGGAAAAAAAACCUUGAGUUCACCUCGCUGUGUUUUAGUUUCAGUGAAACUCGCCUUUAAAGUCCAGCUAUUGUUUGAGUAUCAAAGUGGGUGUAAAUCAUGCUAAUGCCAUGCUUUGUCAUUGUGGAAUGAGUUUCCCUUCCAAGAAUGGCAAAAAGGGUGUCAUUGUUUGCCUUCUCAUGGCCCUUUCACCAAGUCAGUGGUGAAAUCAGUGACUUGAUACAUUUUGAACAACCAAAUAAUCUGAUACUGUAAGAGAUCUACUUUGUUAUAUACUCAGAGUCAGACUUUAGGUCUGUAAAUGUGUAACAUACAAAUUAAAUUCUUUUUUUGUUGUGUGUGUGCAA
Messenger RNA from Cyclopterus lumpus (lumpfish), 1516 nucleotides. Its product is annotated as zinc transporter ZIP9. The transcript has 7 exons. NCBI's taxonomy places the organism in Eukaryota, Metazoa, Chordata, Actinopteri, Perciformes, Cyclopteridae. The record is from RefSeq and is a predicted model, not a curated record. Bases 214 to 1110 code for a protein of 298 amino acids. Gene Ontology annotation, cellular component: membrane. Gene Ontology annotation, biological process: zinc ion transport; transmembrane transport. Gene Ontology annotation, molecular function: metal ion transmembrane transporter activity.